AUGCCUCCCUAUGCGCAAAUAGUCAUAGGUCCUCCGGGUAGCGGGAAGUCGACGUACUGCAAUGGAAUGAACCAAUUUUUAUCCUCUAUAGGGAGAUAUUCCAUGAUUAUCAAUCUGGACCCAGCCAAUGAUCAAUUACCAUACGAUGUGACUAUAGAUAUCCGAGAUUACAUCACUUUGGAGGAGAUAAUGGAUGAGACAAACCUUGGCCCAAAUGGAGGCCUUGUGUUUGCUAUGCAGACAUUCAAGGAGAGCAUUGAAGAGUUCAUAAGUGAAGUUCGCUUGUUGAUUAAAAGAAACCACAAGGCUGAGAGUGCCUAUUUAAUAUUUGAUUGUCCAGGGCAAGUUGAACUGUACACAAAUAAUGACAUAGUGAGUCAAAUUUUUCGAAUCUUGCAGAAAGAGCUUGACUUCAGACUAGUAGUAGUCAGUUUGACAGACAGCAUUAACAUCAUGAAACCCUCAAGUUACAUCAGCUCGCUGCUAUUAGCCCUGAGGUCAAUGCUUCAAAUGGACCUGCCACAGAUUAACGUGUUCAGCAAGAUAGAUUUACUUAAGGGAUACAUAGAACAAGAACGCUACGGGAGAGUGAAACCCCCGAAAGAUAAAGGCACUACGACAGAUGAUGGUCUUCCGUUUUCGUUAGAAUACUAUACGCAGGUACAGGACUUGAAAUAUUUAUUACCCUAUCUUGAAGUUGAGGAGAACAACACCAGAACGAACUUUUUCAAACACAAAUACUACAAACUUAAUGAAGCAAUUUCGGAUCUAAUAGAAGAUUUUUCUCUGCUUUCAUUUGAAGUUCUGUCAAUUGAGGAUAAGAAUUCCAUGAUUAGUCUAUUAGCCAUUAUUGAUAGAGCCAACGGCUACUCCAUGGGAUCUAAUGAGCUUGGUAAUGACACUAUUUGGGAAGAUGCAAUUAGACAAUCAUCUGUAGCCAACUUUCUGCAAGACAUCAACAUUCACGAAAGAUGGGUGGACGAAAAGGAAAAGUAUGACGAAGUUGAACGAAUACGGAGGGAAAAACAAUUCAAGGAGGCGACAAAUAAUGAGGAGCUCCUCAAUCAAACAAUUGAUCCUGAAAAAGAUUGGGAAGAUGCUUUGAAGAAAUGGGAGACCUCAACUGGGAAGCCUGCAUUUAAAGAGUAG
Komagataella phaffii GS115 is the source of this 1149-nucleotide messenger RNA. RefSeq lists its product as uncharacterized. The transcript has a single exon. Gene Ontology annotation, cellular component: cytoplasm. Gene Ontology annotation, molecular function: GTPase activity. Bases 1 to 1149 code for a protein of 382 amino acids. NCBI's taxonomy places the organism in Eukaryota, Fungi, Ascomycota, Pichiomycetes, Pichiales, Pichiaceae. The record is from RefSeq and is a predicted model, not a curated record.